AUGGCAGCAACAUCCUCCCGCCCAGGGCCACACACCCUACAGUCCUACGCCCCUCUAGCCCUCCCCCCCCAACUCAACCGCCUCGAAGACAUCUUCGACACCCCCUCCAUCAGCCACGUCGACCCCCUAACCAUCGAGGUCCCCCCCGAAACCCUCUCCCCCAAUAAUACCAACCCCCAAGAAAACGCCAACCUCGACAAAGGCGGCUUCCUCCCCGCCUUCCUGCACCUCCCACACGACUUCCGCCGUCCCCCUCCUCAGACCCCCCCCUCCUCAACCCACAACAUCCACCCCAACUCCCCCCACACCAACCGCACCGCCGCCCUCCUCCUCUCCGGCGCCGGCGGCGGUCUAGCAGGGCCUAGUUCCAUCUAUCUCGGGUUGGCGUGUAAAUUAGCCGCCCUCGGACAUGGAAAGGCACAGGGGAUUCCGACGCUACGAAUGGAUUAUAGGGAUCCGGGGGAUACGAGGGGGUGUGUGAGGGAUGUGAGGGCUGCGGUGGGGUUUUUGGGGAGGAAGUAUGGGGUUAGGAGGGUGGUGCUUGUGGGGUGGUCGGUGGGGGGGGAGGUUGUUUUUGGGGUUAGUUCUUUGGGAGCGGAAGUAGUGGGGUGUGCGACGAUGGCGGGACGGGGGUUGGAGCAGACGGGUGAUAGGGGUGUGGACGCGAUGGAAGGGGUGCGGCAUAUGGGAAGGGAAGGCCGGCCGGUGUUGUUGCUGCAUGGGAGUGAGGACGGCACUGUUGGUGUUGGGUGUUCGAGGAAGGUGCUGGAUGAUGGCCUGGGGGAUGUGCUGCUGCGCGUGUUUGAGGGGGAUAACCACACGCUGAGCAAGAAUGCGGAGGAGGCGGAGGUGAUGCUGUGUGAGUUUGUUGCGCGAUGUGCGGGGGUCAGGCUGGGUGGACGGGACAGGAAGAGUGUGGUUGAGACGGAGUUGGUCGAGGAUGUUGAGCGGUUGAGUUUGAUGCGGAGGGGGGGAGAUCUCAGGGGGGAGCGGGUGGACUGA
This is a messenger RNA of Dichotomopilus funicola, 1002 nucleotides long. RefSeq names its product Alpha/Beta hydrolase protein. Lineage: Eukaryota; Fungi; Ascomycota; Sordariomycetes; Sordariales; Chaetomiaceae. The coding region runs from base 1 to 1002 and encodes 333 amino acids. The transcript is spliced from 3 exons. The record is from RefSeq and is a predicted model, not a curated record.